UGUCGCAUGGGAGUGUGGAAAGAAGCCGACCUUUCCACGGAGUCAACGUCCUCUCCCGACACCAGCCCACAUCAACACGAGAUCGUGGAGGAACCGGGUUCGAAGCCGACCUUCCGAGCACCAUAUCGGCUCAGCCCUACGGAGCUGACUGACAUGAAAAAACAGAUCGAGUAUCUCCUAGCCAAAGGACUCAUCCGGCCAUCUACUUCACCAUACGGUGCCCCAGUGCUCUUCACACCGAAACCGGACGGAAGCCUGUGCAUGUCCAUUGACUACCGAGCUCUUAACAAGCAGACCAUCAAGAAUAAAUAUCCGAUACGACGAAUCGAUGACCUGCUUGACCAGCUUCGGGGAGCUACGGUAUUUUCCAAAUUGGAUCUGCGGUCCGGAUACUGGCAGAUACGAAUGGCGGACAACUCCAUCCACAAAACUGCUUUCCGAACUCGGUAUGGAUCGUACGAGUAUUUGGUAAUGCCACUCGGACUCACCAACGCACCGGCAACAUUUCAAGCCGAAAUGAACCACAUUCUACGACCACUUUUGGACGAAUGCGUGGUGGUGUACCUGGACGACAUCCUCAUCUACUCGCGCGACAUGAAGCACCACGUCGAUCACCUGCGACGCGUCUUCGAAAUUCUUCGACGAGAACGAUUUUACGUCAAACUGUCCAAGAGCGAAUUCGCCCUUGAGAAGGUCCAGUUUCUAGGACACAUGGUGAGCGCUCAAGGAGUUCACGUCGACCCCAAGAAAAUCGAAGCCGUACGUACGUGGAAGACACCCGAGAAUGUGAAGGAGUUGCAGCAGUUCCUAGGCUUCGCUAAUUACUACAACAGGUUCGUGCCACAGUAUGCGAAAAUCGCAGCACCACUCACGAAUCUGCUAAAGAAUGACACACCCUACAAAUGGGAGCCGAAGCACCAGGAAGACGUGGAGCAGCCGAAGCAAGCACUUACGUCUGCACCAGUACUCAUCUUGCCAAAUCCCGAACGCGACUAUGUCAUCGAAGCUGACGCCAGCACCCAGGCAGUGGGAGCAGUCUUGAUGCAAGACCAGGGGAAUGGACUGCAACCAAUCGCCUACCUGAGUAAGAAACUACACGGGGCAGAGCUAAACUACCCGAUACACGACAAAAAGGCCCUGGCUAUUGUCAUCGCCUUCAAAGCGUGGAGAUGCUACCUCGAAGGACGAAGAACAACCGUCUACACCGACCACUGCAGCCUGAAAUAUUUGAAGACACAACCCAACCUUUCCAGGCGGCAGGUCCGGUGGAUCGACUUCCUCGAGGCACACUUCCACUAUGACAUCGUGUACAAGCCCGGCCACAAAAACAAAGCAGAAGCCCUCAGCCGGCCUGCACACGUUGCCGCUAUUCAGAUCGAAGGGAUGAAUCCACUCCUCAAGGGACUCUUCACACACGGGUACGCCAUCGACCCUGAAAUUCCCUUGGCAGAAAAGCGACAUCUGCUACAGUGGGACAAGGAUGUUCAGAAAUUUGUCACCUCGUGUGAUACAUGUCAGAGGAUGAAGAGCAGCAAACAGAGGAAAGCGGGACUACUACAGCCUCUUCCUGUCCCAGAACAGCCAUGGCAAGUGGUUAGCCUGGACUUCAUCACCGGGUUACCACCUACCACCAGCGGUCAUGACGCAUUCCUUGUCGUCAUCGACAAGUUCUCCAACACGGGACACUUCAUCCCGACACACACGACAGCACGCACCGAGGAGACAGCACAACUAUUCGUUCGAUAUAUCAUCUCACAGCAUGGCAUUCCAACCACACUCAUCUCCGACCGAGACCCCAAGUUCACCUGCAAGUUCUGGAAGGAAAUCAUGUCUCUGCUCGGGACCAAACUCGCCAUGUCAUCCGCUUACCAUCCGCAGACAGACGGACACAUCGAGCGCCUCAACCAGAUUGUCGAGCAACUCCUCCGAGCAGCUUGCAAGGACGAGAUCUCCAAAUGGGACUUGCACCUGCCCGUUCUAGAGUUUGCUUACAACAACGCUACACAUGCCGCUACUGGACAGACGCCGUUCUUCCUCUGCUACGGACGACACCCACUCACACCACAAGAAACGACAACAUCCGCUACAGUCCAACCUGCACAUGAUUUCAUCACAACCAUGCAUCAGCUUUGGGAUCGGACUCACGAGCGCCUCCUCGACAUUCAGCAGCAACAAAAGCGCCAGGCCGAUCGCCAUCGCAACGACCACACCAUCACGGUGGGAGACCAGGUGCUUCUUGACACCCGCAACCUGGACAUCAGCCACCUCCCAUCUAAACUUCGACCUUGCUUCUGCGGGCCUUUUCUCGUUGAAGCACAGGUCACUCCUGUUACCUUCCGCUUACGCCUGCUAGCUACCGAGAAGAUUCACAACGCCUUCCAUGUCCAACUUCUGAAGCCCUAUCGGGAUCCAAACACGAUCUUUGUCGGACGCCAACCGCCGCCACCGCCACCCGUCCUCGUCCAGAAUAAACCCGAGUACGAGGUCGAGUCCGUGCUUGCACACCGCCGUCGUCGGAAUGGCACAGUGGAGCUUCUCAUCCGUUGGAAGGGUUAUGAUCCUUCUGAGGACAGCUGGGUACCUGAGUCCGACAUGGGUAACGCACGUCGUCCUCUGCAUGACUACCUUGUCAAGCAGGGUGUUACUUCUACCACCCAGCUUUGAGGGGGGAAAGUGUAAGAGUACG
Molecule: messenger RNA, 2686 nt
Organism: Closterium sp. NIES-67
Lineage: Eukaryota; Viridiplantae; Streptophyta; Zygnematophyceae; Desmidiales; Closteriaceae
Source: the annotation of a GenBank genome assembly